Molecule: messenger RNA, 1051 nt
Organism: Andrographis paniculata
Lineage: Eukaryota; Viridiplantae; Streptophyta; Magnoliopsida; Lamiales; Acanthaceae
Exons: 10
Coding region: 41-1042 (333 amino acids)
Biological process (GO): secondary metabolic process
Cellular component (GO): cytoplasm
Molecular function (GO): hydrolase activity; carboxy-lyase activity
Source: RefSeq, a predicted model, not a curated record
UGUAGUUAGGAGAUUCGGCAGGGAUUACUGCGAUUUGACAAUGGCGGCGGGGCUUACUUCUUUGCAGUUCGUGCUUUUCGCAACCGUGUUCGGAUCCCGAAGCUUCGGAAGUUGCAGGCCGUACGCGACCUACUAUUCGAAGAAUGGAACACGUUGUACGGCCAGUGGCUCCGGCUUGUUUAAAGUGAUUGAUUCACAUUUGCACGUCUGGGCGACGCCUGAACAGGCUGCGAAGAACUACCCGUAUUUUCCAGGUAAGGAGCCGUCGGUGCCGGGGAAUGUGGAAUUGCUGCUCAAGAAUAUGGAAGAGGCUGGUGUAGAUGGUGCCUUCAUAGUGCAGCCCAUAAAUUAUAUGUUCAACCAUUCCUAUGUAUCGAGCGUGUUGAAGAAGUAUCCUUCGAAAUUUAUUGGUUGUUGUCUCGCCAAUCCAGCUGAGGAUGGGACGGGGAUCAAACAGCUGGAAGAACUUAUUUCCAAGGAUGGUUAUCGUGCCGUGCGAUUCAACCCGGAAUUGUGGCCGUCUGGUCAGUCGAUGACAAAUAAGAUCGGGAAGGCCAUGUUCGCGAAAGCUGGGGAGCUCGGAGCUGCAGUUGGUUUCCUAUUAAUGAAGGGUCUCGAACACUAUAUAUCAGAUAUCGAAGAACUCUGCACAGAAUUUCCUUCUACAACCGUACUCCUCGACCAUUUGGCUUUUUGUAAACCCCCAACAAACCCCGAAGAAGAACAAGUGUUUUCGAAACUGCUAAACCUGUCCAGAUUUCCACAAGUUUAUGUAAAAUUCAGCGCUCUAUUCAGAUUGUCGCGACGCCCAUAUCCAUACUCCGACCUUUCUGAUGUUUUAGCCAAAUUGGUCAGCAGCUAUGGUGCGAAUCGAGUCAUGUGGGGAAGCGACUUCCCUUUCGUCGUAGAACAGAGUGGCUAUAAAAAUGCCAAAGAAGCAGUGCAAUUGCUUGUCCAGCAGGCGCAGCUAUCGACUUCUGAUAAGAAAUGGAUCAUGGGGCGAAGUGUCGAUCGAGUCUUUAGCUGCGGGUGGUCUUCUUGACCCGACCAG